Funneliformis caledonium is the source of this 282-nucleotide messenger RNA. NCBI's taxonomy places the organism in Eukaryota, Fungi, Glomeromycota, Glomeromycetes, Glomerales, Glomeraceae. The record is from the annotation of a GenBank genome assembly.
AUGUUUACUGGUUUAUCAACAACAACUAUAGUAGUUUGUCUACUUGAAGGAACCGCACUGUCUAUAGUAUUGCUCGUACUUAAUGGAGUGGGUACUACUAUAGGCGUUGUUGCAUUUACCACGGGAGUGGGGGUUGGUGUGAUUAGCGACGUGAUGUUGAUUGAGGUAAAGGAUGGUGAAAUCGGUGGGCUUGAAGGCGCAAUUAUUGGAUCAAAAAAACCUCUUCUUACAUUCCGUGAUUCAAAAGCCGUCGCACUUCUUAUGAUUGUAAUUAUCAUAUAA